Messenger RNA from Nothobranchius furzeri (turquoise killifish), 4492 nucleotides. RefSeq names its product methionine sulfoxide reductase Ab (gene msrab). Gene Ontology annotation, biological process: cellular response to oxidative stress. NCBI's taxonomy places the organism in Eukaryota, Metazoa, Chordata, Actinopteri, Cyprinodontiformes, Nothobranchiidae. Gene Ontology annotation, molecular function: peptide-methionine (S)-S-oxide reductase activity. Gene Ontology annotation, cellular component: cytoplasm. The record is from RefSeq and is a predicted model, not a curated record.
AUUUUAACUAUAUAUGUUUAGAUUUGAAUCUAUAUUUGUGAUCUUCCACAUAUAUUUAUAAAGAAACACCAGUUUUUGCAGACUGUAAUUUGGAAGGUUGGCCCUGUAUGGAAGCUCUGAGGUGCAAAAUGCAACAGAAAAUAAAACUUUUGCAUUUUUCAAAUUGUGAACUAAACGCUGUCACUGAAACUGUUUUAACAAUUUCCUGAAAAUAACAACAAAGCAGGUAAUUACAAUAGCCAAAUCAUUGCAUCAAAGAAACAAGUUACAGAAAUGCAAACAUAAAAAAAGUACAAAAGUAGAAUGCACUUUGAUUCUCUGAACAAGUUCAGAUGUCAAUUUUUAUUGUGAUUUGUUUUUAAAUAUUUUUUUCAAAUGUGAUCUUUUUUAUUAAAGUGACAGUUUGUAUUUUUCCUGGCAAUAGGGAGCAGUGGAUAUCUAAAUCACUGCAAGCAAGCAGUAUUUUUGUGUUGGAGUAAGACCUUACCAGUGGAUGCCCAUUAGGGUCAAAAAGCCCUGGGGAGUGCAAACUUCAGCAAAAAUAACAAGCACAUCAGACUUCCUUUCAUCACUUGCAACAAGUGGAGAUAAAUGUGUAAAACAACAUUUAAGAAUGACAAAAGUUUCUUGACCGUUUGUUACAAAUCAGUAAAUGCAUUUUGUCCUCACAGGCUCCCGUAGAAGGAAACAUGGCAUCUAUGGUGUCGUCCAGAGACUUAGACCCGCUCCAGUGUAUUUUAGACCUGAUUUUUAUGGUUAUAUGUUACAAAGCCGCCAAUAUUUUUCAACAACUGGGCAUCAUUUCAUUCAUUUUCAACAACAUUUUGAUGGGUAUUUCCAGAAAUUAAUGGUAAAAACUACACAUUGUCUCUUUAAGUAUUUUGAAUGGUUUCUGUAAUGCUAAAGUGUUUUCUUCCAUAUAUACUCAUUUUAUUUUCUCAUUGAAUAAUGUCCAGUCAUCAAAAUUAACCUCUUGAAACUAAUCAGUGUCUAAGUCCAAUCUUGUGUUUUCACACAGCAGCAAAGAUUGUAUUCCCAACAUGAUUUUAAAAGAUGCAAACUUUUAACAGGGCUGUUUAUUACUGGUUUUUACUCCUUAUAAAAGGGUCAGUAAGGGUAAUAGAUAAAGAACAGCUCUGGCUCUAGAGGACCAUUCAGCAGCAUGUAGCUCAAUUUGCAGUUAAUUGCUUACCUUCCUGAUAAUACAGAGCUUUUGAGUGUGACCAGAAUUUGGAUUAAGUACAAAGAAAUUUUCAUCAGAAUCAUUUCACUCAGUAAUUUUUUUUGUCAAAUUUCAUCCCUGGUUGAAUAAUUGCUUAAAGAACAUUUUGUGUAAUAUUCAACCCACUAGUUUCUCCCCGUCUUUUAUUAAUUUUUUUUUAGUAAUUUAAUCUGCGGCUGGUAAUGAAAUCCUAGAGUUGUCUUCAGAAUCUGCAGUGGCAGCAAAAGCCUUCUGGGAUAUGUAGUGCAGCUCUAUUAAAUAGCUGUUGAUUAAAAUCAGGGCAUCAUAAAUCUGUGUGGAUUAAAAUCUCAGCUCUCAUCGUUAGAGAUGCGAUGCUUGGUUUAGUACGAUUGCAAGUGUCCCUUUUGCGUCCUAAUAUUCACCUGUUAAUAUCUAUAUUAUGGACAGGAGGGCCAGUGUAAGCUACAACUGUGAUAUGAACCUGAUGCUCCCACUCAUCACCCACUCAGUUAUUAGCUUCCGCAAAGUGCAUUGUGGGAGCUGGUGCAUAGGAGGAAGAGCUACCGCAGCAUCCAGGGGCCCAUCUGGGCAUUAUGCGCAUGAAGGCUCCGCCCCGUCGUAAGUUCCUACUCCGUCUGUCGAAGCAGCUCGGAGACACGGCAUGGCAGAAAUCUGUUCCUCCCCUUUCACAGUGGGGGAGGCCAUGUAGAUGGGGACUGGAUCUCCUCUUUUUUUUCUACUGUGUGUAUGUCAGAGUGGCCCUGUAAGCAUGGGUGACUCAAGGAUUGCAAGGACUGUCUUCACAUAUGCCAAGUGGAGUCCCAGCCUUGUGUGUGCACGCUCGUAGCUCUCUGUGUGACAAGCGUCACUCAUUUUAGAAGUUGCCAGCAGUCCUCUAUCCUCUUUGAAGAAGCUCCAUGUUGUCCUAGUCCCUCCCUCACUCCGGCCUCUGUGAUGUACUCUUUGACCUUGGCGAGAAUGAUCCAGUGGCAGAUUGCUACGUGGUAGGGGCACAGUAGCUAUUAUUUUGAGUCAGUGCCGGAUGGACUGCCAAUAUUUCUUCCAAACGGGAUGGGGGGGAGGUCAGCUGACUGAAAUCAAUUUCUGUUACAUGUUUUGCUGCAACUCUUAAAAGCAGAUUGAUGGCAAAGACGUACUGCUGGCAGUAUUUCUCUUUUGUUUUCCUGCUAUCUCAAGAUGCCCUGGCCUUUGAGAAAAUUUAAAAGGAAAUAGAAAAAAAGCAACAGGUAAGCACGCAGAGAGAGCAUGCACUCACUGCUGAUCGUGGUUUUAGCAGACAACAAAGAAGACUAAGUCAAAAGGAUUUAGAUGGACGACUGGAUUUCAUUUAGGCUCAAACUGGUCACAAACCAUUGUACUUGACAAAAGAAGACUAGUAUUAAAGUUAGCCACUCUUUUGUAGCCUUACUCAUGCUUUGUCUUGCCUUUGAGUGAUAAGCACUCCCCUCAAUCCCCAUCCAAAUGUUACAUGUUAGUGCAAGUAAAGGUGGCAGAUAAAAGGCAAAACACACUGGUGGCAUCGGAGGCGGGUCAAAAGAUAAACUAUUCUGCUUUUAUAGUGGUGCAGUCUGUUCAUAUGAAUUAGAUUAGGUUUAAUUACAUGUUGUCUGUUUAUAAUUUUAUCUUCAAUUUGCUUGAUAAUGGAUAUUUAUAAGGUGGUCUUUAUUAAUUCCUUGCGAUAAAAUUUUUGAUCUUAGAAGUUAUACUUGGAAUGAUUUUAAGCUUUGCAUGAUCAGAAAAGAUCUGCUAUAAAAAUGUGCUCUCAAGACGAAGCCUUUUGAUGAUCUAAAUGUGUAUUUCUGGAGUUAAUUAUCCAAAAAAUACAACUAAAGCUUACUGGAAUGGACAUUUUCAGCUCUAUUUGAUUAGCCACUCUGUGGCCUUCCUGGUGUUUUUUCAGUGUUCAAAAUUUAGUGUUUUUCCCAACUUAAUUGUGUUAAAUAAUCACAAUUUCUGUACUGACCUAAACAAUUGUGGUUAUGGUUGUAUUCCCUAAUUGAACAGCUCUAGAUGGGUGAUCGAUUGGCAUCGUUAAAUAAACAUUAGUUAAAUGGACACAAAUGCAGCCAAGGUGUUGGAGCGGCUUUAGAGAAGUGGUUUGAAAGAAAACUUUUGGUAGUUUUCUGAUUUACACUAAAGUCUGUCGUGAUUAUAGAAUAGCUCUAAGAACUUCAUUCACUUUUUAGUUCUACUGGUUUCUCCCCCCUCUUUUCUCCGCAGACCAACUUGUUAAAGAAUUUGGGAGCAGGCCCCGAGAUGAUGAGCCUCCAUGUUGCUGGAUGGAGAUAAUAGAGUUGAUGAUAAAGCAGACAAGCAUGUGGUGAAUGGGAAUCCCACCGUGGAGCCUUUUCCAGAUGGAACGGAAACCAUUGUAUUUGGAAUGGGCUGCUUCUGGGGAGCUGAGAGACUCUUCUGGAGGCUCCCAGGGGUCUUCUCCACACAAGUGGGCUAUGCCGGUGGAUUCACACCCAACCCCACCUAUGAAGAGGUCUGCUCAGGUCUGACGGGCCACACCGAGGUGGUGAGGGUGGUCUUCUUCCCUCAGGACAUCAGCCUCGAGGAGCUGCUUGGACGCUUUUGGGAGAACCACGAUCCUACACAAGGUAUGAGGCAGCAGAAUGACCGUGGUACACAGUAUCGUUCAGCCAUUUAUACAUCCAACCCUACUCAACAGGAAGUGGCUCUGAUGAGUAAAGUGGUCUUCCAGCAGGAGCUGGAUAAGAAGGGGUACGGUCCGAUCUCAACGGAGAUCCUGGAGGGGCAGCAGUUUUAUUACGCAGAGGAUUAUCAUCAGCAGUAUCUGAAAAAGGUUCCUAAUGGCUACUGCGGCCUGAAAGGCACCGGGGCGUCCUGUCCCAUCAGAGGCAAGAAAGAUGAGCUAUAAGCUUUCUGAUCCCCUUAAAUAACAAACAUCUACGUACAUCUACAAAGUCAAAGGAAUAUUUAGACUUUUUAUAUCUGUUACAAGCGUUUUUGCAGACAUGAGUAAAUGUCUGUUUUACCAGUGAAAUGAGUGCUUGAAGCUGAAAUUAUUUAUAUUUGAAAACCUUUAGCGUGUGUUCAUCGUAGAAGCGGCUGGAAAGUCCUGGAAACGCACCUUGAAUGUGCUUGAAUUUGACUUCAGUAAAAGUGUGGGAACCCUGUAGUUGUGAUAUUUUUAAAGCUUUUUGUAAACUGAAUAAUUUUAAACAUCAGUCAUAAAUCUGAGUGUAAAAUGGAAAUAAUCAGUUCUAUUAGUAGGUGACAGUAUAUACCUACAUAAAAAUAAUAAUACAUAAUAUAAAAAUG